AUGAGAGGCCUCACGAAACUACUGUCGCUACCCGCAUCUUUGCUCAUCUUGGCUCUCGGCCAAUGCGCCGACGCUCAAGACCCCCAAUGGCGUUACAACCUACCACGAAACGCAAAGUACUAUCCUGAAGACGAAUCCCAUGUCAAGAGAGGCCUCGAAGCGCAAGAGCGGCUGCAAUGGCAUGCGCCGCAAGGUGUGCGAAAGAUGGGCGAUGACGCUGGGGAGAAGUUCUUCUUGGACUAUUGGGACUUUGGUGAGCAGGUUGCGACUGAUAGUGGCAGCUCGUUGGAUGUUUCAGCACUGCGUAGGCCGGUGAUAUAUGAAGAUGCAACAGGAUGUGACAACGAUACGGGUACUUGCAGGCUGCACGCACCCUUUCGAGGGCAGGCGAAUCACGAGCGAUCGCCUUUCUACAAGAUCUUCGGCAGAAGCAACUUCAAACGAGAGUUCGAGUGCCCAACCGGCACAAACUCCUGCAGCAACGUAGGCUCAGACCUCUGCUGCCAAAGCAGCGAAACAUGCGUGAACACAGACGAUGGCGUAGGCUGCUGUCCGAACGGCGCGUCUUGCGGUCAAGAGGUAGCAGAAUGCGACACUGGAGCAGGCUAUUCCAGCUGUCCUGACAGCAGCAAUCGCGGCUGCUGCCUCCCAGACUUCGAAUGCCUCGACACGGGAUGCGUAUUCUACGGCACUUCCACAGUUGUAGCUACAGCGACCCCAGCGACUGUCCCAGCGGGCACCAUCAACCCAACGACUAUGACCGAACGACCAGAAGGGACAACAGUCAUCGUAGCAGGCGAAGGCUCAACCACGACCGUAACAAUAACGAACCAGGGCACAACCGUUACAACCACCGUCAUCUCCCCCACCACUAUCAUCAUUGGCGCAUCGAGCACGAGCUGCUCCUCCGAGUUCUUCUCCUGCCCCUCCUCUCUCGGCGGAGGCUGCUGCCGCAACGGUCAAGGCUGCGCAACAAACAACUCCUGCCCAGACCUCACCACCACAACCUCAGCAACCGCCCGUCCUCCGGACCGCCCCACCUCCAGCGCCGACAGCUCCAUCACUGCAGCAGACACAACCAUCACAUCCCAGCCCGCCGCAGGAGGGACCGAUUCUUGCCCAACAGGAUUCUACAUGUGCUCAGCAGUAUACCUGGGUGGAUGCUGUAGAGUCGAUCGGAAUUGCGACACGACGAGUUGUCCAGAGGGCGAUAGGACGGCGGUUGUGACGAGUGGCGUGACGAUUGAGGCGGGUGCUGGAGCCACGGGGAGGUGUGCGAGUGCGUGGAGUUCUUGCGGUGCUGACGUGGGUGGUGGGUGCUGUCCUCCGGGUUUCAACUGUGGAGUGAGCUGUGUUGCUGAGACGGGUGGGCAGACUACGGCGAGGGUGGCGGCGAGUGGUGGUGCUGUCGUUGGGGUGGGGAGGUAUGGGUCGAGUUUUUGGGGGGUUGGGGUGUUGGUGGGAGUGGGGAUGGUUUGGUUGUGA
Molecule: messenger RNA, 1485 nt
Organism: Fulvia fulva
Lineage: Eukaryota; Fungi; Ascomycota; Dothideomycetes; Mycosphaerellales; Mycosphaerellaceae
Exons: 1
Coding region: 1-1485 (494 amino acids)
Source: RefSeq, a predicted model, not a curated record